AUGGAAUGGUACCACGGCCGGCUGGACCGGCAGGGCUCGGAGGAGCGACUGCGCACGUUCGGCAAGUCGGGCGCCUACCUCAUCCGCGAGUCGGACCGCAAGCCCGGCUCGUACGUGCUCUCUUUCCUGGGCAGGACGGGCGUCAACCACUUCCGGAUCACGGCUGUGUACGGCGACUUCUACAUCGGCGGCCGCCAGUUCGCCUCGCUCUCGGACCUGAUCGGCUACUACACGCAGUACUCGGACCUGCUCAAGCGCGAGCGGCUGGAGCACCCGGUACCGCCGCCCGAGCCCGUCAACGAUAGGCGCAAGGCCGUCGCCGUGCUGCCCUACACCAAGAUGCCCGACACUGAGGAGCUGAGCUUUCAGAAGGGCGACAUAUUUUUCGUGCACAACGACUGCGGUGACGGCUGGCUGUGGGUGACGGCGCACCGGUCGGGCGAGCAGGGCCUCAUCUUCCAGGAGCUGACCGAGACGCUGGACGAGACAGUCGACCCCCAACUCGCGGGGCCGGGCAGCUUCCUGGUCCGUCCCAGCGACAACUCGCCCGGCGACUACUCGCUCUUCUUCCACAUCAACAACCAGAUCCAGCGGUUCCGGAUAGAGAAGAGGGGCGUCCGGUGGGUGUCGGCGGCGUCAGUGCCGCAGUCAUGGCCAUGGCAGGAGCGGGUGGUCAUGUGGUGUGGCGGUAUCGGCGACGUACGUGAUGGGCGGCCGGACCGUUCGAGUGUCUGGCGGCCGUCACUCAACCGGUACAAGAAGACGAGCACAGAGCUGGACGGCCCCGUCCAGUCCCGCGACGUCAAACACGCCGACGAGAUCUACGCCACGCUGCGCGAGUGCAGGGAGAUGCAGGGACUCAAGAAGAGCAAAGGUGUUAAGAUGCAGGGAUACCUGAGUAAGAAAAACGAGAAGAACAAGAAAUGGAAGACGAUGUACUUCGUAUUGCAAGUAGAGGGAACAGAUACACAUCUCCUUUUCUAUGAUAAUCCCAAGCGGAUGAAACCCAAAGGUCUGAUUGACCUGAGCUGUGCCUACGUGUACCCCGUGGACGACUCGUUCUUCGACCGGUCGUUCUGUUUUCAAAUAGUGGAGAAGGCGCUGCCGUGCCUGGCGACGGUCACCUACCUGUGCGCCGGCUGUGCCGACUCGAUACAGGACUGGGUGGCGGCGCUGAAGCCGCUGUGCGUGCCCCAGAACGCGCGGCUGCCCAAGGUGGCGAACCUGCGCGAGCUGCGCUGUCUGCAGCUCUCCGUGCUCGAGGCGUACCGGCUGCCCCUAAAGUUGGUGCCCAGUCCAUUUUGCGUCAUCGCCGUCAAUCAGGUCAAGGUGGCGCGCACCAAGGUCAAGACCGGCCCCGACCCCGUCUGGGGCGAGGACUUCGUUCUGGACGACCUUCCGCCGGACGUGCUGACCUUCAGUGCCAUCAUCUACAAUAAGGGCAAGCGCUCCAAGGACAACGAGGUGGCCGAGGUCACCCUCGAGCUUAAAGACCUUGUCAGCGGGGAGGAGACGGAGAGAACUGGCUACCAGCUGUCGGGCAUCACGCCGAUCGGUGAGUGGGGCUCGCUGCGGCUGCGGCUGCGCUACACGCACGACUUGGCCAUGCCCUGCGAGGAGUACUCGUCGCUCAAGGAGCUGCUGCUCGACGACCAGCUGGAGGCGGUGCGCGCCCUGGCCGGUCUCCGACACGGCGACCGGGUGCCGCUGGCCGCCGCCCUGCUCAAGGUGUUCAGGUACGAGAAGAAGGAGGCCGAGCUGCUGCAGACGCUGAACGACCUGGAGAUCGAGACGGAGGAGGAUAAGUCGACGCUGUUUCGUGGCGCCUCGCUCACCACUGCCCUUCUGGACCUCUACAUGAAGUCGGUCUGCACCGGCUUCCUGCACGUCGCCGUCUCCGACAUGAUCAAUCGCAUCGUCGAGUCCAAGCAGUCGUGCGAGCUGAACCCGUCCAAGAUGGGCCACCAGGAGGACGCCUGCAGCAAUGCCGAAUACCUGCUGGAGGUGCUGGACAGGAUCACCGAUUCCAUAUUCCUGUCGGCAGAGGACUACGCUGCCGCCUAUAUCUGCGGCUGCCUGCAGCGGAAGCGUGCCGCCAAGUGGCCGAACGAGAAGCACGUGCGCACGCGCGUCGUCUCGGGCUUCGUGUUCUGCGAGCCGCCUCCGCUGCAGGGCGCCCGCUCGCUGGUCAUUGUGGCCAAGUGCCUGCAGAAUUGGCUAACCUGGUGGAGUUCUGACGGCAAGGAGCAUUAA
Molecule: messenger RNA, 2253 nt
Organism: Pollicipes pollicipes
Lineage: Eukaryota; Metazoa; Arthropoda; Thecostraca; Pollicipedomorpha; Pollicipedidae
Product: ras GTPase-activating protein 1-like
Exons: 16
Coding region: 1-2253 (750 amino acids)
Biological process (GO): regulation of GTPase activity
Molecular function (GO): protein binding
Source: RefSeq, a predicted model, not a curated record